Molecule: messenger RNA, 642 nt
Organism: Microthlaspi erraticum
Lineage: Eukaryota; Viridiplantae; Streptophyta; Magnoliopsida; Brassicales; Brassicaceae
Source: the annotation of a GenBank genome assembly
AUGGGCGAUAACGGCAAUCCGAACAUGGCUGCUCAGUUGCAGCAACUCCAACAGCAGAUAGAGCAGAUGCGGAAGGCUCAACAAGAUAGAGAACCGCAACCACGUGCUGCAUUGGAGACAAGGACAACCCGCAUACCUUUCUAUCAAAACCGGUCUGCGAUUGUUCCUCCAGCCGUUCAGAGGCAAGACUUUGAGAUCAAGCCGAGCAUGAUCGCUCUAGUCAAGGAUCACCUCUUCCAUGGACUACCUGCUGAGGUUCCAAUGGACCAUAUCGAGAACUUUGAGGAGAUAUGCAGUACGACUAGCUCGAAUGGAGUACCAGCUGACUUUCUGAAGUGCAAGCUAUUCCCGUUCUCACUUGCCAACAAAGCAUCUCGCUGGCUGAAGUCAUUACCACCUGGGUCUUUGACUUCAUGGGCCCAAUGUAGAGCGGCGUUUCUGGACCAUUUCUACACGAAGUCCAAAACUGCAGGUCUGAGGACUAAGAUCUCAUCUUUCCAGCAGUAUGAAGGUGAAGCUUUCUGCGAAGCAUGGGAAAGAUACAGAGAGUACCGAAGAGAGUGUCCUCAUCAUGGAUACUCUGAUGAGCAAAUCCUGAGCAUCUUCUAUGACGGAGUCAACUGGGACUACAGAACGCUUUGA